UAUAACUGACAGCAUGAUUUUUCUACAAUUCUGGUGGGCGCUGAUGGUGUUCAGUAGUCCUGGCUCCACCCAGCAGAUCUCUGUCGAGGAGGAGAAGCACCCGGUGGAGGGCAGCGAUAAGUUGCUCAGCUUCAGUCGGGCAGUGGAGCUGGUACGUCCCGAGUUGCAGGAGCUUAAGGCUUCUUACAGCGGCCGCCAGGAGCAGGAUGCUCUCAAGCAGCGGGAUCGGCGGAACUCAAUCGACAAUAUGCUGGCCAGUUAUGCCCAAGGGGAUGUCGGGAAAUCGAAGGAUGAAUCUGAUGAUGAAGAGCGAAUGCUGCAGGAGGCGGCGGACGCUUGGUUCCGUGACAUUCAGGCCAGCAUGGAGAAGAGCAAUCCCUAUAAGAAGCGAUCUGGUGACAAACAGCAGCGAUCCAUAGCCAAGAAUAUUAUCGACCAGCAUGCCAAGGCACUGGAGCGCACCGAGGUGGGAAAGGUUAAGCUGAAGUACAAGCAAUUGGGCGAUGACACCAUCGUUCGCAAGUUCCAGGUGACUAAGUACCCUGAGCUUACGCAUAACACUGGGAUGACCCACCUAGACGUCAAGCUGAAGCAGGUGCAGCAGAUGCUGACCGACCAGGAGAGUCUGGAGGCCAGGCAGAUGGAGAAGAAGAAUGAGGGGCCAAAAAAGGUGGAAGAAUCGAAAUGGGUGGACAAGUUGCCCGAGUUCGGUGAUAACCCCGUUCCGGAUGGCAUCUACGAGAGUACACUCAAUCGCCUGGCCUUUCCCUAUGCUUCGUCGCACAAGCUGGCCCACGAGGCCAACUACAAGCUCUCCAAGAUCGAGCAGGAGGCGUCCGAGAAGGGCCCCAGCAAGCACUCCAAACCUGGCCGGAUCAGCGAAGGUUUUGUGAAGCAGCUCAAGCGGAGCUCGUGCAGUGGCUUCAAUCCCAUGAAUGAGAUCAAACUGAAGACCAGCAGUCGACUGAUGCUCAAGGGCCUAGGUCCAUCGCUUCCAAGUAACGCACUGCUGGACAUCCAUCGCAACCAAAUGGUGGACAGCAUGAUCCGACGGAGGGAGCUGGAGGUACAACAGCAGAAGCACCAGCAGCAGCAGCAACUGGAGUCUAAUGAGGAUAACGACGAUGUGGAUCAGCGAAUGGGAAUUAAUAACUUGAUGGCACAGAGUGAGAACUUGGAGUACCUACAGCCCGUCAAUACCGGCAUGGACGGAAAUCGAAUGAUGGAGAUGCCACAGAGCUACGACUACCGGGUGCACCAGUACGAUCGAUUUCAUCCUCUGAACCAAAGGCAAAUGUCUAAUGUGGGGGACUACGAGAGGAGUAAUCGCAUGCCGCUCGACCUGGAUCGCUUCAAGAGGGAACCGCAUUCGGAGUCCUCUUUUCUGCAAGCCCCUAAUGAAUCACACUUAGACCAUUUAUCUGUAGAGGAACCGGUCCUUAAGUCUGAGGAUGAAAAUAUAUCCGAUCGUGAGAUGGCCAAGAAAAUUGCAGUAUUGGACAUUAAGGAUGACAAAGCCUUACAUUCAACCGGCGAUGGGGAAUCCAAGGAAAAGGACCCACAUGAAGAGGUUAAAUUAGAGGGCCUACAUGAGGAGCUUAAGUUGGAUGAGGAAUCUUUAGUUAAACCCGAAAGUAAACUGAAUUCUGAGGUAUCGUCCAUCGAUGGAAAAUUUGAGGAUAGGUCAGAGAUCGAAGUGGAAAACAAGCCAUUGGGUCCGGUAAAACGUGAAGCGAAGGUAGAGCUAACCAACCCAAUGGGCAGUAAGCUGAAAGAUGAUGGAUCCACUUUGGAGGCUAAAUCAAGUGCAGAGUCGCCUUUAAAAGGAGAUGUACCACUGAAUUUGGCCAGAAAAAACGAACUCAAUGUAAGUACUGGUACAGAUUUGUCCUCCAUCUCCGAAAAGCAAAACAGUUUGAAUAAACGUAAAAGUUCUGAAGCGGAUGAUGGUUCCGAUAAGCAUGACAGUAAUCCCGAUUGUGACACGGAGUGCAAGUCGGAGGAUGCGGAAAAGUCGGAAACGGAUGCCGAGAAGGACGACAGCAUUGUCAAAGUCAACAUCAAGCUAAAGCUUCAGGAACCGGCAGAGGAGAAAUCAGAAUGCGAGGAAAUCAGUAAAGUGGUGUCCAAAGGGGCUGCAGCAUCGCCUCCGAGAGUGAAUCCCGAUGCUGUGGUGAAACUGUUGGCCAAUGAAUUGUCCAUGGACAAGGACCGUGGAAAGCGGCAAGCAAGGCAUCGAAGAUAUCGUAGACAGAACAGAAGAUCCAAGCGAUCGCUGGAGGAUAACGAGCAGGAGCAACACGAAUCAGUUGAUAAGCAACAUGCAGUGUCCAAACGUUUGGUUCCUCUGCUGGAUGACUUCGAAGACCACAAUGGCAAUCGUGCUGGUUUCGGGAAUCUAGGUAAUGGUAUGCUCACACCGGAUGCAGAGUAUGAAAGGUCAUAUCCAAGCCAUGAAAUGCUGGCUCACUUUGAUGAACUGGAAACUGCUCAUGACGGCGAUUCCAUGGUAUCGAUCUACGAUCCCACUAAGGUCGUGGUACCCAUGGUGAAUCAGCGACCCAAUGUGCAGAUUCAAUUUUCACAGCAGCAGCCGCAGCAGCAGAUGCAGCAACAUCAAAUGCAGCAGCAACCACUGCAGCAGCCACAACAGCAGCAACAACAGCAACAGCAGCAACAACAGCAACAAGUGCAACAGCCGCAACAAAACGAUCUAAAUCGUCAGCGUCAUCAAUCAAGUAAUUUCCAGGCCAGUUUUAAUCUAAGCCAUUUGUUCAAUGAGUUGGAAAAGUUGCAAAAUAUGAAGACACCGCAGCCACAACAACAACAGCAGCAAAAGGUGCAACAGCAAUUAAUGCCACAACAGCAACCGAUGCCGCAACAAUUCCAGUUGCCGCAACAGCAAAUGCCGGUGCAACGAAAUAUCCAACAAUUGCCCGAAAAGCCCAUUUCGCCACCUAUUAAAUCCUUUGGAGCACAUCGCUACUUUGGACCCUUCUUCAACAAGCAAAUCAAGCACGAUCCUUACAUGGCGGCGAUAGGAACUGUGACUACUUUGGAUCCCAGAUGUGUUGCCAUUACGGCUACGGGCCCCACUCCAGUUGGAAAUAUAACUAGCGCGUUUACUUUGCCUGCGAAUUGCACAACUACUACGGUGCCCACCAGUCCAGUGUCAUCCACACCAGCCCCAUGUACCAAUCAAUCGAGUCAAACGGAUAUUGCUUGCCGUGCUCCGGAUGCGAUGAAACUCAACGUUUCCAUAAAUGCCAAUUUGUGCGGGGAUCCCAAGACCAAACAGUUCUAUGGCAAUGGCUCCAUAAGUCUGUUGCCCGGUUAUAAGGCGUUGCAUUCUGAAUUGAACCUUGGCUAUCAAAAUGAUCCACAUCAUGGAAAUGCUGCACUAUUGGAGAACGAUCUAGAUGAUCUGAAGGCCAAGGACGAAAGGCGUAUACGCGAUGUGGGCGAAGAGUCCAGAGAUGAGUGGGAGCCAAAAACUGGAAAUGAGAAGCCCAGGAAGCAGGAGGGUCAGAUAAGAAGACCAAGUAUUAAGUGGAACCGAAAGCAUAAGAAUCGCCAAAAAGCUGCGAAGGCAAAGUUAAAAGAGCGUCCUAAUGAUGCCUCCAAAGAAGCCACACAAGGAGGCACAAAAGAUUCAUCAAAUGUGGCUACAAAUGAAGGCCAAAAAUCACCAGGAAAGUGCCACCGACCUCGGAUAGAAAUACCGGAUUCCCGAUCGGAAAGUUACGAUAAGCUAAUCACGGGCAAAAUCUCCGAGGACAUAGUUUCUGCUGUCUUCGAGGCAGUUGAAAAUGAUCCGUUAAUGGACCGCUUACUGGCGGUUCUGGAGAGGAAUCGCAAGUGCGCACAGACGCAGACCAAGAACUUCUACCAAAUCCGCAACGACAAGACCGAGAGUUAUCUACGUCACACGGAGACCAUGUUGCGGGACACAAUGGAGGCGAUUAGCGGCAUAAUUGAUGAGCAGGUGCGAAGAAGAGCAUGCAUUCCUUUGCGCCCGGAUCUCCAGGACUUCUAUGACCUAAUUCUCAAGACAUCCAACGAGCAGCAAAAGUGUCGCGAGAAGCGACAGAGUACACUUCAAAUCCUUGCCGAGGAUUUUAGCCAGGAUGUGCGAUUGCUCGAUCCGACUAAGAUCAGCCAAAAGUCGAGGAUCGUCAAGAAGUUACUGCGGCAGUACGAGGAUCUCCCGAUGGAGGAUCAACAGGCGGCGGUUCGAGUGCGCGAUGAGUUGCUCCUGGAUCUGGUUUAUCUCAAGAAGAUGGCCGAAUCCGCGGAGCGCAAUCAACGUAACGCCCGUUUGCAGGAGGUGCUCAAACAGACCAGCCUGGACGAGGUCCUGGAGAAGAGCCUAACCACCGAGUACUCACCGCGGUUCAUAAAACUGCUAAAGACGGCGGAGCUUUAUAAGGAGGCGGGCGAGCAGCAGGCCAAGGCAUUUGUGGGUCUUUAGUCUUCUUUUAUUAACGUUUUAGAUUUUUGUUUCAAUUCAUUAGUUGUUUUUUCCAAUUAAAAAUUCGCUUUGUUUGAGUUAAGUCAUAUAUUUUUAACA
Drosophila mauritiana is the source of this 4570-nucleotide messenger RNA. RefSeq lists its product as uncharacterized. Bases 14 to 4471 code for a protein of 1485 amino acids. Lineage: Eukaryota; Metazoa; Arthropoda; Insecta; Diptera; Drosophilidae. Gene Ontology annotation, biological process: regulation of transcription by RNA polymerase II. The record is from RefSeq and is a predicted model, not a curated record. The transcript has 2 exons.